This is a messenger RNA of Tribolium madens (black flour beetle), 928 nucleotides long. RefSeq names its product ribosome-recycling factor, mitochondrial (gene mRRF1). Gene Ontology annotation, biological process: translation. Gene Ontology annotation, cellular component: mitochondrion. The record is from RefSeq and is a predicted model, not a curated record. The transcript has 4 exons. The coding region runs from base 84 to 881 and encodes 265 amino acids. Gene Ontology annotation, molecular function: ribosomal large subunit binding. Lineage: Eukaryota; Metazoa; Arthropoda; Insecta; Coleoptera; Tenebrionidae.
UUUGAAACACAGCUUGUAGGUUAUAAUUUUGACAAGCUUGUCAGUUUUUAGGUUAAUUUAAGAAUUUGUAAAAUAAAAGCAACAUGUUUACGCUGAGAGUCUUAUUUCGGCACAUGAAUUGUGUAACAAUGAAUAGGAAUUGUGUAACUUCCUCACAAAAUUUGCAAAGUUACAUUCGACAAAUGUCACCCCUUUCCACGUUUUCUCAAGACAGAAUCAACAAAGAACACUCACCUGCCCUGACUUUUGUACGAAAUUACGCAAAAGGCAAAGAUAGAAAGAAGGAAAAAGGUAAAGCCAAAGUACAAGUUAAUGAGAGCCAAUUAUCUGAAAUAGUCAAUGUGGAAUCUCUAAAAACUCAAAUGCAAAAAGCUGUUGAUUUGUUAAAGGACGAUUAUAUGAAACAUCUUUCAGUAAGAACAACCACAGGUUCAGUUGAAAGCAUACCCGUUGAACUUGAUGGUAAAACACAUACAUUACAAGAACUCGCUCAAAUUGUCAGGAAGAACCCUAAAACUUUAGUUGUAAAUAUGUCAGUCUUCCCUCAAGCUAUCCCUGCUGCCUUAAAAGCAAUAGAAAGAUCUGGAAUGAAUUUGAAUCCACAACAAGAUGGAACAACUCUUUUUAUUCCCAUACCUAAGGUAACAACAGAACAUAGGGAAAAUUUGGCAAAAAGUGCUAAAACUUUGUUUAUUAAAUGUCGCGAUGGGAUCAGAGAUGUACAGAAUAAACAAGUCAAGUCUCUUAAGAAAAAAGACAAAAUAGCGGAUGACAUGGCCAGAAAUUCCGAGCAACAAAUUAUUGCGAUUGCUGAUGGUUUUAUUGCAGAAGCUGAGAAAAUACUGGAAAGUAAGCAGAAAGAAUUGAUCGGAAAAAAUUAAUUGUUAUGUAUACUUAGGAUGAAAUAAAUAAAACGAUUGAAAAAUUA